Molecule: messenger RNA, 2184 nt
Organism: Amphimedon queenslandica
Lineage: Eukaryota; Metazoa; Porifera; Demospongiae; Haplosclerida; Niphatidae
Product: probable histidine ammonia-lyase
Exons: 20
Coding region: 56-2047 (663 amino acids)
Biological process (GO): L-histidine catabolic process
Cellular component (GO): cytoplasm
Molecular function (GO): histidine ammonia-lyase activity
Source: RefSeq, a predicted model, not a curated record
GCAGCAAAUCACAGAGCAAGCUUGUAGCAGUCCAACUUCCACAGUAGCUGUUGAGAUGGCAAAUAAUAAAGACUUGACCUAUUUGCGUGUCUUUGUGAGAGUUGUAGCUGGUGGAAGUACCUCCAUAGAGCCGGCAACAUCAGUUGAACUAAUUGAGAAGGACUGUGAUGUCAAAUCUCUGAAAAUCAAAGUGUUGGGUGCAGAAUAUAAUCCAGAUAACUAUGUUUUUGCUUUCAAUAUGAAUGGAGUCAUAAUUCCUGAUGAUAGCAGUUGCAAAAUUCUAAAAGAUGAUGAUUAUCUUUUAAUUUGCCAAGCAGAGCAGUUGACACAACUCUGUGAUACGUCUCCAGAACAUAUUGACACUUCUUAUUUUGACAUAUGCCAAUUGAAUGCUAAAGAUCCAGAACGACAGAUCAUUGAAUUGGAUGGGGAAAGCCUGACUUGUGAAGAUCUUCUCUUAGUAGGAUUGAAGAAGGCAAAACUUAAACUUUCGUCAAAGACUAUUGAUAACAUCAAGCGAUCUAGACAUGUAGUAGAUGAUGCUGUGAAGAAUAAUAAAGUUGUCUAUGGGGUGUCGACUGGAUUCGGGUGCUUCAAGAACAAAGUUAUAAAGCAAGAUGAUAUAUGUGAGCUCCAAGAAAAUCUUAUCACAUCACAUGCCACUGGAGUUGGACCACCUUUAAAUAGAAUGAGGACAAGGAUGCUAUUUGCAUUGCGUAUUAAUGUCAUUGUUAAAGGUUACAGUGGUGUUCGCUUGGAUAUAAUUGAGUCAAUGAUUGAAACACUUAAUGCUGAUUGUUUGCCUUAUGUUGCUGAGAAGGGCUCUGUUGGUGCAAGUGGUGAUCUUGCUCCACUUAGUCACCUCAUACUUGGUUUAAUGGGUGAAGGGCAAAUGUGGAGUCCUAAGACAGGCUGGGGACCUGCUGCUCAGGUUCUCAAAGCAAACAAGAGGGAACCCAUUACAUUGAAAGCAAAAGAAGGGCUUGCACUUAACAAUGGGACACAGAUGAUCACUGCUCUUGGAACUGAAGCUGUCUGUCGUGCUGAAAUGAUUGCUAAACAGUCUGAAAUUAUAGCUGCUAUGACGAUUGAAGUCUUGAAAGGUGUACCAGAGCAAUUUGCUAAAGAUGUUCAUGAGAGUCGCCCUCACCCUGGACAGCUCUUGUCAGCAGAAAGGUUAAGUAAGCUACUCCACAAUAAAGAUGGCUCAGUAUCAACAUUGAUAGGAUCUCGUCAAAAGAAUGAAGAGGAAAAUCCAGAUAAAGCAAAGAAGGUUCAAGAUCCUUACUCCCUUAGAUGCAUACCACAAGUACAUGGUGUUGUACAUCAAACAAUUGCUUUUGUCAAAAACAUCAUUUCUACUGAGCUAAACAGUGCAACAGAUAAUCCAUUGAUAAUGAUCAAUCGUGAUGUUCCAGGUACAGCAUCAGCAGGACACUUUCAUGGUGAAUACCCAGGAAUGGCAAUGGAUCAUUUGGCUAUAGCUGUACAUGAGCUUGCAAGUAUUAGUGAGAGAAGGAUUGAGAGGCUUGUGCAUCCAGAUUACAUAGCUGAAUUGGGUCUUCCUGGCUUUCUUGUUGGUGGUAAAGAAGGAUUAAACAAUGGAUUUAUGAUACCACAUUACACUGCUGCAGCUUUAGUAUCAGAGAACAAAGUCCUGACACAUCCUUCAACUGUUGACUCCAUUACUACAUCAGGAGGGUCAGAGGACCAUGUGUCAAUGGGUACUUAUGCUGCAAGGAAGGCACUGAAUGUUGUUGAAAAUGUGGAAAAUGUUCUUGCUAUUGAGUUGCUUGCUGCAUGUCAGGCAUUGGACUGUCACAGAUCUUUACAUACAACAGAAGAUCUAUCUCCAACUGACACACUAUCUAAAGUUUAUGAUUUGGUUCGCAGUCAUGUCAAAGCACUGGGUAGAGACAGGUUUAUGUCUCCUGAUAUUGUAGCAGUUGCUAGACUCCUCCAAGAAGGGCUGGUUUGGAAGGUUGUGAAAGGUGAAAUCUCCACGUUUCCUACUGGUUUGGUUAGCGAAACAAGGCAAUACAAUUAAAAAAUUGCCAAUGCUUUGACUUAAUUUGUUACUAAUAAUUGCUAAUUACAGACUGUAGUUGAUUGAGUGUAUUUAGAUCAAAAUUGUCAUUAAACUUGUUAAUGUCAAUUCAUUGCUAAAUAAUAUAUCAUCAAAAA